This is a messenger RNA of Rotaria sp. Silwood2, 768 nucleotides long. The record is from the annotation of a GenBank genome assembly. NCBI's taxonomy places the organism in Eukaryota, Metazoa, Rotifera, Eurotatoria, Philodinida, Philodinidae.
AUGGAUGGUGGUUCAGGUCUAGUUGAUAUCGAUUCACACAAGGCAACGAUUCUCGUUGAUCUUCAAGAUGAAUUACGUAAAAUUCCAACACAACAAACAAAUUCAGAAUGUAUGAUUUGUACUGAAGAAAAAAUGUGCAUUAAAUUUUGCUGCAGCUCAAUCAUCUGCAAAGAAUGUUUUCCUAACUAUUUUGCCAAUUAUGAUUAUAAAAUCAUUUGCCUUACUUGUAAUAAAACUGUAUCACCAGACAAAGUUUUUGUGACUCCACAGUUUAUACAAUCACUCGUUCAGCUGGAUGAAACCACAUUAAUGGCUCGAAAUAUUGAUUUUCAAAUAUGUACUUGUGGUGCAUUGUCUAUCAAUAGUACGAUGUAUGCAAAACAAAAAUGUAACAAUUGCCAACGAUGGUUAUGUUUUUUCUGUAAUUCUGAUUGGGAUGAAACAGUAAAAAAAAUGCGUAAUGAAAAAUAUACAUGCAAGGUCAAUUGUUUUUGGGAAACCAAAAUCACUUAUCAAUUAGUUUCACUUGCAUAUAAUACUGCAAUGAAAGUAGCAAAUCGUCGAUGUUAUCCAAAAUGUUUUGAAUGUGGUUCUUAUGAUUCAAAAUAUAAAUAUCAUGUAUGUAAAUGUGGUCAUAAAUUCUGUUUUAUUUGUCUUAAAACGGAAGAAGAAUGUAAGCGUGAUUUCAAAUCAGCAUAUAAUCAACCAUGUGGUGCUGUAGCACAACAAACAUUUCACAUAUUUCCACGUCUCUGCCAUGAACAAUAA